Messenger RNA from Dendrobium catenatum, 1684 nucleotides. RefSeq names its product isoflavone 2'-hydroxylase. The record is from RefSeq and is a predicted model, not a curated record. The transcript is spliced from 3 exons. Bases 23 to 1582 code for a protein of 519 amino acids. Lineage: Eukaryota; Viridiplantae; Streptophyta; Magnoliopsida; Asparagales; Orchidaceae. Gene Ontology annotation, molecular function: monooxygenase activity; heme binding; oxidoreductase activity, acting on paired donors, with incorporation or reduction of molecular oxygen.
UCGAGUCUCCUCCAUCUCGAACAUGGAAGCUUAUUACACCAUCACCGCCCUCUCUCUGCCAAUACUACUUCUCCUCAUCUCCUUCCUCUUCUCUCAGUCUAAAUUAAAGAAAAGAACCAACUUUCUCCCUCCAAGCCCUCCCUCCCUUCCGAUCCUCGGCCAUCUCCACCUCUUUAUGAAGAAAAACUCUUCAUUGCCCCGCACCCUCGCCGCCAUCUCCGCAGACCACGGACCCGUUAUCCUCCUCCGCCUCGGCUCCCGUACCGUACUCCUCGUCUCCUCCUCCUCUGCCUCCGUCGAGUGCUUCACCACCAACGACCUCGCUUUCGCCUCUCGCCCCUUCCUCCCCUCCAUCCGCCCCAUCUCUUUCAACUAUUCCGGUCUCGCCACCGCCCCCUACGGCCACCACUGGCGCACUUUUCGCCGCCUCACCAUCAAUGAACUCGUAUCUUCCUCCCGCUUACGUUCAUUCGCCGACACCCGCGGAGCAGAGCUCCGCGCUCUGCUCACCAAGCUUCUCGACGACUCCAAAGGAGAUAACUGGUGCCCGAUUGAGCUGAAGUCGAGAGUGUUUGGGAUGGCGUUGAACGUCAUUGUGAGGAUGCUCACAGGAGAGAAAUAUUACGGUGAAGGAGAGCUGGGUAUGAAGAAGAUGGAGGAGUUCAAGGAAAUGGAAGAGGAGCUUAUGGCGAGAGGCGGGGGGUUCUUCGUCACCGACUUCUUUCCUUUUCUGAAGCUGAUUGGUUUACAAUGGCUGGAAUCGAGGUCAAUGAGCAAAUUAUUGUCCAGGAGAAACACCAUCUUACAACGCCUUAUCGAUGGCCACCGACAGAAGAAGAAUUCUUCGAGCACGGAUCAUAGCAAGUGUUUUAUGGAUCUUCUCCUUUCUAUGCAAGAAGAGUCCCCUGACCACAUAACCGACGAUGUCAUCAAAGCCACCGUUCAGUCCUUGGGGAUUGCGGGGUCUAUCCCUGUAACAGAGACGCUCAUUUGGGUUAUGUCCCUUCUGCUAAACCACCCAACAGCCAUGAACAAAGUCAAGGACGAGAUAGACACCUUCAUCGGCUCUCAACGCCUCGUGGAAGAGGAAGACCUCCCCAAUCUCCCAUACCUCCACGCCGUCAUCACAGAAACUCUCCGUCUCUACCCGGCGGUGCCGCUCCUGCAUCCACACGAGGCGCGUGAGGAUUGCACGGUAGCUGGCUACCAUGUCCGGCGCGGCACCAUGCUGCUCGUUAAUGUUUGGGCCAUCCAUCGUGACCCGGUGGAGUGGGCCGCGGCGGAGGAGUUUCGGCCGGAGAGAUUUGUGGGGAGUGAAAGCAGGGGGGAUGGGAUGAUGAAGACGAUGAUUCCUUUUGGGAUGGGGAGGCGAGGGUGUCCGGGAGAAGCCAUGGCGAGCCUUCAGAUUCCGCUUAUGCUUGCGGCGAUGAUUCAGUGCUUUGAGUGGAAGGAGAUGGAGGAUAAGGAAGUGGAUAUGAUGGAUAAUGGGAAUACAUUAACUCUUCCUAAAGCUGUUCCUUUGAAAGUAUUGUGCCGCCCGCGUCGAGAGAUGAUGAGUCUUCUUCUGCAGCUUCAUGAUUGAAUUAUCCUCUUUAACUGCUAAGCAAUCGUCUUCUUUCUUUUUGAGAAUUUUGAAGGGAAAGCAUGUAAUCCGAUAGCCUUGAAUUAAGUUUUUUUUUUUUUU